Messenger RNA from Lampris incognitus (smalleye Pacific opah), 3575 nucleotides. It is a transcript of the gene abhd5a, whose product is annotated as abhydrolase domain containing 5a. The record is from RefSeq and is a predicted model, not a curated record. The coding region runs from base 48 to 1082 and encodes 344 amino acids. Gene Ontology annotation, cellular component: lipid droplet. Gene Ontology annotation, biological process: negative regulation of triglyceride storage; positive regulation of triglyceride catabolic process. Lineage: Eukaryota; Metazoa; Chordata; Actinopteri; Lampriformes; Lampridae. The transcript is spliced from 7 exons.
GUCAGCGCAUACUGACGUUUUCUGGUGUUCAUAGGCUAUUCGGCAAUAUGUUGGGCUACGUGGACAACACAUUAAGGUGGUGGUGGAUCCCCAACUGGCUCCCAUCAUGGUGUCCCACCUCUCAGAAUCAGCUGAGGACAGCAGAAGACAAGAUGCUGGGAUGUCUGGAAAGCAAUUUCUCCAAAGAGUAUAUCCCCAUCUCCAACGACAACCACCUGUGGACCCUGAGCUUUAAAAGAAGUGAUACAGAACACAAAACACCGCUGGUGCUGCUCCAUGGGUUUGGAGGAGGCGUGGGUCUCUGGGCGCACAACCUUAAUGUCCUCUCCAAGCAUCGGCCCAUCUACGCCUUUGACCUGCUGGGCUUCGGCCAGAGCAGCAGACCCACGUUCUCUGCGGACGCCCAAGAGGCUGAGGAUUUAUUCGUGGAGUCGAUAGAGCUGUGGAGGGCUAAAGUUGGCUUGGAGGCCAUGAUCCUGCUGGGACACAACCUGGGAGGAUACCUGGCAUCUUCCUACUCUCUUAGAUACCCUGAUAGAGUGAAGCACAUAGUUCUGGUGGAACCGUGGGGUUUUCCUGAGCGACCAGACAUGGCGGACCAGGACCGGCCAAUUCCAGUGUGGAUCAAAGCCCUUGGAGCCAUGCUCAGCCCUUUCAAUCCCCUGGCCGGAUUGCGACUAGUUGGACCACUAGGUCCAACUCUGGUUCAGACCCUGAGACCAGACUUUAAGAAGAAGUUCUCUAACUUGUUCAGUGACAACACUGUCUCAGAGUACAUCUACCACCUCAAUGUGCAAACACCCAGCGGGGAAACGGCGUUUAAGAACAUGACUAUUCCCUAUGGCUGGGCCAAGAGACCGAUGCUGCAGAGGAUCGGCCAGAUUCGACCGGAGAUCCCCAUUACUGUUGUGUACGGCUCCCGCUCCAGCAUAGAUGGAAACUCGGGCAAAAUCAUCAAGGAAAAGAGGCCAAACUCUCACGUGGAGAUCACUACUAUCCGUGGAGCGGGCCAUUAUGUUUAUGCCGACCAGCCCGACGACUUCAACCACAGAGUUUUACAGGUGUGUGACCAGCUGGACUGAUGCAGAGGGAGAACUUUUGGUGAAUUUAUUCCCAUGUACAGUGAUCAGAAAGGCUACGGAACCACCCAAAACAAGUGUUGCCUCCUCAGCAGUUUGCAUGGAUCCCAACAUGCUCAUUUGUCCCAGGGUACCAGGGCACGUAUUUGCAAACAUACCUUGCAAAAAAAAAAGCAAUGGUCUGAUUAUUUUUAUUCAAAGUACAUGUCACAGUGAUGUCCGUAUUAGUCAGGCCAUCUGGCUGCCAACUGUGCACUUCUAGUGUUAAAAUCUUGCUGCUGUACAGGCCCUGACGUGAAGUCGGAGAUCAGGUAAGUUUGAACCUCUUACUCACUGAGAAGUUGCAGAGCAGAGCAGCUCAGACAUUAACCCACCUGGCUCUUCCCUCAGUCGGUGUGUAUUUGAAUAAAACUACAACACUUCCGUCUGCAAUGCGCACACACUCAUGCAAACUAAAGCUCAGGUUGUUUUUGUUAUUUGUUUUUCACUAGACUUUGCUGUUUUUUGGCUUUCCACUUAGAAUUAAUUGACAAGUAAGUCAUUCUGUACUUUUUUCUUAUCCUUUCCAUGCAGUGUUAGGAAGAGAACUCCUUGCUACAUAAAACGUAAAACCAUAAGACAACUUCAUACACCACUCUCACAGUAUACUGUUGACAUACAUACUAUAAUAAUAUUAUUAUUAUGGCUAUUAUUAUUAUUAUACUAUCCUGUCUAAAAAAAACACCAAAAAAACAUAGUAUGUAUGCUUUCCCUAGUGUGCAAAAAAGCAUAAUAUGGAAAUACUGGCUAAAACAGAUUGUUGUAGAUCCCAUUCUAAUGAAAGAUGUUCCCAUAUUUUAUACUGCAUUGGAUAUUCUUUAAAAGUGUGCAAUUUCAAAUUUAUCCAACACAGCAGAGGAAAAGACCGACUUUGAAAAGCAAAAUAGAUUUGACCAUGUUGGGACAAUUCCUUUAGAUAUUUUAGGUAUGAAGUGCCUUUUUCUGUAAAUUUCUGACAGAUUAAAUAAUAUCAAGUCCCUCGAGAAAUUAUUUAACUAAAAUGAAUCUACAUUCAUCCCCCAUGAAAUAUUAUAUGGCACCCAUAUCUUAUUCCAACCUCAGCAUGAGAUAAUCAGCAUCAGCUCGGGUAUUGAUUUUUGUUCAUUGUUCCAGUAUGCUAAGGUGUCCUUUGUUUUAAUAAUAACUGGUCUUCACGUGACCUUGACGUGCAGACCAUGAGGUAGUAUUAUGACCAUGCAUUAGCAGUCAGACACGCUGUGGAGCUGGCUGUACAAUAAUAACCACCUACAUUUUGCUCCAUAGUCGUGAUUAUCUGCACAGUUUCUUUUUCACAUAGGAGUAUUAUUUAUGUUUGCUGCAUUUUUGAAUGUCCAUUUAAAGUCUUAUUUUGUCAUUUCAGUAGCCCUUAGUAAGUCCGAUUUUUCAGCGGCGAUGCUUUCUCAUAUACAAAUUAAGACACAGGUCUGGAGUUACAUUUUUCAGGGGGUUAGGGUUGGUAAUUGAAAUUGUUGGGGAAUUAAUUUCAAGAACCGAAAUCCUAAUGACGUUAAAUUUGGUACUAAGCCAUCCUUAGUACUAAAUUGAGUCAAAAGUGUACUAAAUCAUUUUUCCUUCACCUCGUUGCCUCAAUUCUUUUCACAUUAAAGACACGUCCCAUCCUGCACUCAUCAGUUUAUAACCUCAGACAAAGCCAAUGAAAUGGAACAUUUUCUGAACUACGCCUUGUCCAUUUUUGUGACACCAGCCUAAAUUGUUUAUACUAUUUUACUAUUAAUAUUACUAUCAAACUGUGCAAUGUUUGUGCCUUUAAUGUUUUGGGAAAAAACGAGCAUCUAACAGUAUCAGUAUUGAAUUCUGACAAAACUGCUAUUUUCAACUGUCUCUCGAAAUAGGCCUACUGUCAGUGAUUAUAGAUGGUCAAUCUAAGCCUUCAUUUUAUACAUGGUUUGAAUGAAUUUUAUGCCACUCUACCUCUUCUGAUGGCGUUGUGUACGUUUUCUGUUUUGCCAGUCUUUACUUCAUUUGGCUCUUCUUGACAGAUAAAAUAAAUAGCCAUGUCUGUCACAGACAAAGCCAUCAAGGCUCAACAGUAGAGACUACAAACUAAUAGCUACAUGUUAUAGGAGUAAUGGAAACUGGAAAUAUGGAGAAAUCGGUGACAAAUGUUUUUUAGAGAACAGUUUUUACAUAAGUGUUUAAAUUUUGUGCUGAUUCAUAACAGGAAAUCCUGUUUUCACGGUGGUGUGCGGUGUUCUUCUGAGAUAACUCAGCAGGUUUCUUAGCAUUAUUCCUGUAUGUUGGAAACCCAAAGAUAUGCGUGUCCAAUCUCUUCAAUGGUGUAUACCUAUUAAAACCCCGACCUUUAUUGUGAAAUCAUUUGACUUUUGUAUCAUAUUACUUCAAAUUAUCUGAUUGCGAAAAAAAACCCGCUCCCUUCACAAAUGCUACGUCUCUCUGUUCUACUGUAUUUCCAGUUGCACAGAGAAUGUAAAUAAA